Messenger RNA from Chiloscyllium plagiosum (whitespotted bambooshark), 2283 nucleotides. Its product is annotated as G protein-coupled receptor 55-like. Gene Ontology annotation, cellular component: plasma membrane. Gene Ontology annotation, biological process: phospholipase C-activating G protein-coupled receptor signaling pathway; positive regulation of Rho protein signal transduction. Lineage: Eukaryota; Metazoa; Chordata; Chondrichthyes; Orectolobiformes; Hemiscylliidae. Gene Ontology annotation, molecular function: G protein-coupled receptor activity. The record is from RefSeq and is a predicted model, not a curated record.
UCAACAAGUGCUUUCAAAUUCCAACAAUAUAUUGCAGCAAAUAUGUGUAAUUUGAACAAUACAACGGACCUUCAAUUCGUGAAGACUUUUCAGUAUGUGGUUUACAUACCAACGUUCAUCCUGGGGCUGAUUAUUAAUUUGGUUGCGCUCUGGAUACUCUGCAUCAAGUCGAAGAAGUUGAUUGAAUCUACGAUCUACAUGAUAAACCUGAUUUUUUCUGACAUAUUUCUGCUUUUUUCUCUGCCUUUCAAAAUCCAUGCAGACCAGAUGAAUGGAGUGUGGGAGCUGGGACCAAUAUUCUGUAAGUUUGUGGAGUCCCUGUAUUUUGUGAACACCUAUGGGACAAUCCUGUUAAUAACACUGAUCUCACUGGAUCGCUAUAUUGCUAUCAAGCAUCCCUUUCUGGCCCAAGCCCUCAGAUCACCAAAGAAAGCCAUCAUUGUCUGCACUGUGAUGUGGAUUUGUAUCUGGUCUGCAAGCAUUCCAAAUUACAUCCAACCUGACAGAAAUCAAAAAAAGGAAAUUUGCUUUGUAAACUUUGAUGAAUUUUGGGAAAGGGGUAUCAUUCCUGUGAGUAUGGAAGUUAUCUUUUUAACUUCUGCAGUCACUGUGUCUUUCUGUAGUAUUCAGAUCAUCAGAACAUUACGAAGAGUGGAUGAAGAGAGAGAUGAUAUGAACAUGAGGACAUCUUUGAAUAUUGUCUCUUCAAAUCUGGUAACCUUCCUUUUCUGUUUUACUCCUUAUCACAUAGCCAUGCUGUUAUACUUGUUAGCGAGGAAGUGCUAUAUAUCUGAAUAUCUAGCACCCCUGCGAGUCUUUCUCAAGAUCACUCAAUGUUUGGUGACCAUUAAUUGCUGCCUGGAUGGAAUGUACUACUAUCUGAUCAUUAAGAAUUUCUGGAAAUUAGAGAUCAGGAGCAUAGAGGAUACUAAUUCAACUCAUACAAAUUGAAUUCUCAACUUCAUUUUCCUCUUUUUACCUUGGUUACAUGAAUUUACAAUCAUUUACCUUGUUGAUUACAGCCUCUGCAUGAAGAAAAUGGGUAAUAAAAUAAACCUCUUGGAAUAAUUCAUUAAACAUAUAUUGUUACCUUAGUGCAGCUUAGAAUAAAAAGUAAUGUGCAAAAACAAAUGGGAUUUGUUUUCAUUGGAUCUUGUUCCAAAAAGAUGAUAACAGUAAGUCUUAGUUCCAGAUUAUUAGCAAUGUUGGUUCUCUCCCAAUGAAAAUAUCACACACAUUGGAUGUGUAGCUGUGUGAUAUAUAAAAUUAAUUGAAAAUCAGUUUCAAUGGUCUCUCACUAUGUGAUAACCUAAAAUGAAUUUUAAAGUGAAUCACAUAAAUGAAGGGAAUAAAUAAAGGUUUGGUUAGUUAAUGCAGUUGAAAUAGUGAAUAAUGUUUAGUUUAAGAUAUAUAAGAAAUUAUUAAAAGACCUCUUAGUUCCUGCAAAGGAUAAGUUUAAAUAACAGCUCUUCAGAUAAAGCAGCUCAGUAGGCUGGAGAGCUGGAGUGUAAUGCAGACUAAUAACAAUGGUAUGGAUUCAAUUCAUGCAUGAGCUGAGGUUACCAUGAAGGUUCUGCUUUUUCAUCUUUGCCCCUCACCUGAGGCAAGAUGAUUUUCAAGUUAAGUUUCACCAGUCAUCUCUCUCUAGUGAGAGAGCAGCCCUAUUGUCGUUACCUUUCCCUGCUCCUGUACUUUAAAACCUGUUACAUGCCUAACAUUUUUCUUUUCAUUUAAAAAGAAAUAAUCCACAGAGGAUGCCUGACCUACAGUUUAUUUCCAAAAUUUUCUGAUCAUGCCUCAGAUUUCCAAAUUUUGCAAUAUUCUGUUUUUGUUUUAUGCCAUUGUACUUGUGUUAACUGAGCCCAGCGAAUAUUGAAAUACGAUGCUACUUAUAAACAAGAUGAAUGUUGUAGAUUCAGUUUUGUCAAACUUUACUGCUUUAUUCUAAAUUUCAGUGCAGUACAAUGAUACUACUUCUAUACAGUUGAUAUGAUCAAACAAAAUUAUCUUAGUCACCCUUUGAUGACUCUUAGUCUUUGUUACCCUUUGCAUUUGAAUGAAGGUACAUUUUGGCUAGCGAUGUAUCUUUGUGAUAUUGGUGAUAGAAAUGUUCUAGUGAAUAUGUUUUAACUUGAAGUUAUAAAGCACCACUAAUGCAAUAAAAUACUUCAAUGUUCUUCAAAAGAGCAAAUUAAAUUUGUAUGGCAAUUCAGAACCGGUUUAUUUAAGCAUUAUAUAUUAAAACCCACCAUAACAGGAUUUCUGAUUCUUUUUGAUACCUAU